GACCAUCGAAUGUACGCUGGGCAUGAAGACCACAUUGCGUCAUUCAUGUUCAAACAUUAGCACGAGUCGGAAAACGUGUUCACAAUCGCGAGGGGAGCUCUCGGAAUUGAACGGGAAAUUUCACUUUUCAUCCGGAUCAAGUGCCUGUUACAUCAAUCAGUUCAAGCAUACAGCAAGGUCUGUCCUUGCUCUAUGGUUCAAGUUGCAAAAAAAGAUGUCUGAAUCACUUGCGGUUGCCACUGAGCAGGAGCGAAGUGUGACAGUGAAGUCUGGAGACAACUCGUGGGAGUUAAGCUACGUGUGGUUGAGAGAUCACUGCCGGUGUGAGAAGUGUUUCGACCACAGCAACUUCCAGCGUUUGCUGGACACUGUCGGUAUCCCAUUGGACAUUCGGCCGACUCAGCUGACGUGCGGCACCGAUGGCCUGGACCUGACAUGGCCAGACAGUCACAUGACCACUUACCCCUGGAAGUGGUUGGAGGAAUUCGGUCCCAGUGGUGCGAAACAGCAAUCGCACAAUGCGGCCCUUCAGCGUAUAUUAUGGGAUGGGGCGACAAUAAAGAGCGUGCUGCCCCCAGAUAUCGCAUUCCAGGAGUUUAUGGAAACCGAAACGGGUCUCAAGGAAGCAGUGGAGAGGUUUUACAAGUUGGGGUUGGUGUUCAUUAACGGGGCUCAGCCAAAUACAGAAGACGUGGAGAAGGUGGCCAGUCGUUUCUCCCGCCUCCAGGAGACGUUUUACGGCAGGGCGUGCGUGGUGACUUUUACUCAAGAGAUUGCUGAUAGCGGAUACUCCAAGGGGAGCCUGAGUCUUCAUACAGAUAACACGUACUUUCAUGAGCCGAAUGGGGCUCUUCUGUUCAGCUGCUUCAAGCACGACGGGGAAGGGGGCGAAAACCCUCUAGUGGAUGGGUUCUACGCAGCCGCCAAACUUAAACGAGAGCACCCAGACUACUACGAUGCCCUCAGCACCAUCCCCCUUGUCAUGCAGUACGUGGACCAGGAACGAGACAUCAAGACUCAUGCGACGAUGAUCAAGAACGACCCCAUUACUGGAGCUAUGCAGAUGAUUCGGUACAAUGUCUUGGACAGAGGUGUCCUUUCCCAUUUCACACUUCGAGACAUGGACCGCUUCUACGCGGCCAACAAAGCCUUCGCCACCAUCCUGCAAGACCCGUCCAGCGAGUUUGUGGUCAAGCUGGUACCCGGCAGACUGAUGCUCAUCGACAACUGGCGGCUGCUGCACGGACGCUCGGCUUUCACCGGUAACCGAGUAAUGACGUCGGCCUACUUGCAGCGAGACGAGAUGCAUAGCAAGAUCAGAACCAUGCUGGGGGUUAAGAUAUAACCCAUCGGACCAGCGGUUCCAUUGGGUCAUCCAUUCCGCAGGGGAAUAUACAUGUAGUCACUUAAGACAAAGUUAAAGGCGAGGAACUUUUCUGUAAGGGCGGAGGAAGUUUUUCAGAGUUGUGCAUCAUUUU
Molecule: messenger RNA, 1478 nt
Organism: Patiria miniata (bat star)
Lineage: Eukaryota; Metazoa; Echinodermata; Asteroidea; Valvatida; Asterinidae
Gene: tmlhe
Product: trimethyllysine dioxygenase, mitochondrial-like
Exons: 7
Coding region: 23-1345 (440 amino acids)
Biological process (GO): carnitine biosynthetic process
Cellular component (GO): mitochondrion
Molecular function (GO): trimethyllysine dioxygenase activity; iron ion binding
Source: RefSeq, a predicted model, not a curated record